Nomascus leucogenys (northern white-cheeked gibbon) is the source of this 2429-nucleotide messenger RNA. RefSeq names its product inhibin subunit beta E (gene INHBE). The transcript is spliced from 2 exons. Gene Ontology annotation, molecular function: hormone activity; cytokine activity; growth factor activity. Gene Ontology annotation, cellular component: extracellular region. Lineage: Eukaryota; Metazoa; Chordata; Mammalia; Primates; Hylobatidae. The record is from RefSeq and is a predicted model, not a curated record. Bases 231 to 1283 code for a protein of 350 amino acids. Gene Ontology annotation, biological process: SMAD protein signal transduction; BMP signaling pathway.
AGUAGCCAGACAUGAGCUGUGAGGGUCAAGCACAGCUAUCCAUCAGAUGAUCUACUUUCAGCCUUCCUGAGUCCCAGACAAUAGAAGACAGGUGGCUCUACCCUUGGCCAAGGGUAGGUGUGGCAGUGGUGUCUGCUGUCACUGUGCCCUCAUUGGCCCCCAGCAAUCAGACUCAACAGACGGAGCAACUGCCAUCUGAGGCUCCCGAACCAGGGCCAUUCACCAGGAGCAUGGGGCUCCCUGAUGUCCAGCUCUGGCUGGUGCUGCUGUGGGCACUGGUGCGAGCACAGGGGACAGGGUCUGUGUGUCCCUCCUGUGGGGGCUCCAAACUGGCGCCCCAAGCAGAACGAGCUCUGGUGCUGGAGCUAGCCAAGCAGCAAAUCCUGGAUGGGUUGCACCUGACCAGUCGUCCCAGAAUAACUCAUCCUCCACCCCAGGCAGCGCUGACCAGAGCCCUCCGGAGACUACAGCCAGGGAGUGUGGCUUCAGGGAAUGGGGAGGAGGUCAUCAGCUUUGCUACUGUCACAGACUCCACUUCAGCCUACAGCUCCCUGCUCACUUUUCACCUGUCCACUCCUCGGUCCCACCACCUGUACCAUGCCCGCCUGUGGCUGCACGUGCUCCCCACCCUUCCUGGCACUCUUUGCUUGAGGAUCUUCCGAUGGGGACCAAGGAGGAGGCGCCAAGGGUCCCGUACCCUCCUGGCUGAGCACCACAUCACCAACCUGGGCUGGCAUGCCUUAACUCUGCCCUCUAGUGGCUUGAGGGGUGAGAAGUCUGGUGUCCUGAAACUGCAACUAGACUGCAGACCCCUAGAAGGCAACAGCACAGUUACUGGACAACCAAGGCGGCUCCUGGACACAGCAGGACAUCAGCAGCCCUUCCUAGAGCUUAAGAUCCGAGCCAAUGAGCCUGGAGCAGGCCGGGCCAGGAGGAGGACCCCCACCUGUGAGCCUGCGACCCCCUUAUGUUGCAGGCGAGACCGUUACGUAGACUUCCAGGAACUGGGAUGGCAGGACUGGAUACUGCAGCCCGAGGGGUACCAACUGAAUUACUGCAGUGGGCAGUGCCCUCCCCACCUGGCUGGCAGCCCAGGCAUUGCUGCCUCUUUCCAUUCUGCCGUCUUCAGCCUCCUCAAAGCCAACAAUCCUUGGCCUGCCAGUACCUCAUGUUGUGUCCCUACUGCCCGAAGGCCCCUCUCUCUCCUCUACCUGGAUCAUAAUGGCAAUGUGGUCAAGACAGAUGUGCCAGAUAUGGUGGUGGAGGCCUGUGGCUGCAGCUAGCAAGAGGACCUGGGGCUUUGGAGUGAAGAGACCAAGAUGAAGUUUCCCAGGCACAGGGCACUUGUGACUGGAGGCGUCAGAUUCCUGAUCCACACCCCAACCCAAAAACCACCUGGCAGUAUGACUCACUUGACCCCUACGGGACCCAAAUGGGCACUUUCUUGUCUGAGACUCUGGCUUGUUCCAGGUUGGCUGAUGUGUUGGGAGAUGGGUAAAGCGUUUCUUCUAAAGGGGUCUACCCAGAAAGCAUGAUUUCCUGCCCUAAGUCCUGUGAGAAGAUGUCAGGGACUAGGGAGGGAGGGAGGGAAGGCAGAGAAAAAUUACUAAGUCUCUCCCAAGAUGAGAAAGUCCUCAAGUGAGGGGAGGAGGAAGCAGAUAGAUGGUCCAGCAGGCUUGAAGCAGGGUAAGCAGGCUGGCCCAGGGUAAGGGCUGUUGAGGUAUCUUAAGGGAGGGUCAAGAGGGAGACGGGCAAGGCGCUGAGGGAGGAUGCUUAGGGGACCCCCAGAAACAGGAGUCAGGAAAAUGAGGUACUAAGCCUAAGAAGUUCCCUGGUUUUUCCCAGGGGACAGGACCCACUGGAAGACAAGCAUUUACACUUUCUUUCUUCUUUUUCUUUUUGUUUUUUUAAGACGGAGUCUCGCUCUGUCACCAGGUUGGAGUGCAGUGGCACGAUCUUGGCUCACUGCAACCUCCGUCUCCUGGGUUCAAGUGAUUCUUCUGCCUCAGCCUCCCGAGUAGCUGGGAUUAUAGGCACCCGCUAAUUUUUGUAUUCAACAUGUUGGCCAGGAUGGUCUUGAUGUCUUGACCUCUUGAUCCACCCGACUUGGCCUCCCAAAGUGAUGAGAUUACAGGUGUGAGCCACCGCGCCCGGCUUAUACUUUCUUAAUAAAAAGGAGAAAGAAAAUCAACAAAUGUGAGUCAUAAAGAAGGGUUCGGAUGAUGGUCCAGAGCAACAGUUCUUCAAGUGUACUCUGUAGGCUUCUGGGAGGUCCCUUUUCAGGGGUGUCCACAAAGUCAAAGCUAUUUUCAUAAUAAUACUAACAUGUUAUUCGCCUUUUGAAUUCUCAUUAUCUUAAAAUUGUACAGUGGAGUUUUCCAGAGGCUGUGUGACAUGUGAUUACAUCAUCUUUCUGACAUCAUUGUUAA